UCGAAAGCAGAGAUUCAAAACCACCUGAAAUCCUCCGCUGAUAUUCUCAUUCCCGAGUGCGCACGAAGUAAAAGAAAAUGCAAUUCCAUUAAUAAUCCAGAGAAACUCCUUCACUUUGAAGUUCGAUUGAAGAAAUUCAAAGAAAAUGGAGAGGGACGGCGAAGGAACAGUAGGCUCCCAGACGCAGAGGGUUAACAAUGGUCGUUCAAUUUCACCCGGUAGAGUCCGAACCGGAUCCGAUCCGUUCCUGGUGACUUGUAGACUGUUCAGCUUCGUUACUGCACUGGCUGCUAUUCUCUGCAUUGUUGUUAAUGUCUACUCUGCUGUCCGAUCCUUUACGCAUGGAUAUGACGUAUUUGAUGGAAUUUUCCGGUGUUAUGCUGUGGUGAUUGCGGUUAUUGUGGUUGUUGCGGAGACUGAAUGGGGAUUUUUCAUCAAGUUCUGGAAGGUGUUGGAGUUUUCAGCUGGAAGGGGCAUGCUACAGAUCUUUGUUGCAGUGAUGACCAGAGCUUAUCCUGAAGAUUAUGGGCAAAGGAAUGACCUCAUCCUUCUCCGGAACAUAGCUAGCUACUUUCUUCUUACCUGUGGUGCAAUUUACAUAAUAUCAGGAUUGUUGUGCUUUGGAUUUAUCAAACGUGCUCGUCAGGCAAAAGAAAUAUCCAGGGAGCAAGCAAUUAACGAUCUGCAGGAAUUGGAGCGUCGUAGAGAAGAGCUUGAAGCUCUGUUGAUACAGGAGAGGGCUUGAGCAAUAGAGCUGGCGUUUAUGGCUAUGGCAAAUCACUGUCGAAAUUGAGGAGAAAACUUGGAAAGGAAAGCUCAAACCUGAUGUUCAUGUGUUUUACCUGCCUUUUUACAUAUGUGAGAUUGAAAAUUUUCACUAGAUGUAUUGCAAAAUCUGUACAGUUACAUAAACCAUUUUCCUAACAGCAGUUAAAUCGUACUAAA
Molecule: messenger RNA, 945 nt
Organism: Solanum stenotomum
Lineage: Eukaryota; Viridiplantae; Streptophyta; Magnoliopsida; Solanales; Solanaceae
Exons: 6
Coding region: 146-745 (199 amino acids)
Source: RefSeq, a predicted model, not a curated record